Molecule: messenger RNA, 663 nt
Organism: Procambarus clarkii (red swamp crayfish)
Lineage: Eukaryota; Metazoa; Arthropoda; Malacostraca; Decapoda; Cambaridae
Product: protein LIAT1-like
Source: RefSeq, a predicted model, not a curated record
AUGAGCCCCGACCACACUCACGGUGCUCACAAGAGUCCCGACCACACUCACGGUGCUCACAUGAGCCCCGACCACACUCACGGUGCUCACAAGAGUCCCGACCACACUCACGGUGCUCACAUGAGCCCCGACCACACUCACGGUGCUCACAAGAGCCCCGACCACACUCACGGUGCUCACAAGAGCCCCGACCACACUCACGGUGCUCACAAGAGCCCCGACCACACUCACGGUGCUCACAAGAGCCCCGACCACACUCACGGUGCUCACAAGAGCCCCGACCACACUCACGGUGCUCACACGAGCCCCGACCACACUCACGGUGCUCACAAGAGCCCCGACCACACUCACGGUGCUCACAAGAGCCCCGACCACACUCACGGUGCUCACAAGAGUCCCGACCACACUCACGGUGCUCACAAGAGUCCCGACCACACUCACGGUGCUCACACGAGCCCCGACCACACUCACGGUGCUCACAAGAGUCCCGACCACACUCACGGUGCUCACAAGAGUCCCGACCACACUCACGGUGCUCACACGAGCCCCGACCACACUCACGGUGCUCACAAGAGCCCCGACCACACUCACGGUGCUCACAAGAGCCCCGACCACACUCACGGUGCUCACACCGUGAUAGCGUCAAGUGAUAGCGUCAAGUGA